Messenger RNA from Solanum verrucosum, 1452 nucleotides. RefSeq names its product inositol 3-kinase. The coding region runs from base 248 to 1381 and encodes 377 amino acids. The transcript is spliced from 2 exons. NCBI's taxonomy places the organism in Eukaryota, Viridiplantae, Streptophyta, Magnoliopsida, Solanales, Solanaceae. Gene Ontology annotation, molecular function: kinase activity. The record is from RefSeq and is a predicted model, not a curated record. Gene Ontology annotation, biological process: myo-inositol hexakisphosphate biosynthetic process.
CUCCCUUUUAUAUAACAACAAAAACACAUGUGUAAAGCAUACACAGAAUUGCUUAUGCACGUAGCUCUUUCAGCCAUUUGUCUUUGCGCCGUAUUUGCCAAAUCUUCAAUACCCUUUUCACUCUUUUGGUGAGAACUGAGAAACCAUGCAAAAACUCUGUAUUCAAAUUAUUUGAUUCAGUUGAAACCCUACCAUUUUCGAUUUUAUCGGAGCUCAGUAGAAUAUUUUGAUAAAAGAAGCUUAAAUUAUGGUGAAGGAAGCGAAAGAUUCAUCAGUACCCACAACCCAUCGGUGUUUAAUUGUGGGGAAUUACUGUCACGAUGUUCUGAUCAAGGACGACGUCGUAAUAGCGGAGUCGCUGGGCGGAGCGGCGUCGUUCAUCUCCGCCGUGCUUGAUGGUUUGUCUGUUUCUUCCGACUACAUUUCUAAAGUGGGUCCUGAUUUUGUGUACUCUGUUAAUCACCGCCCGAUCACUUCGUCCUCUUCCAAAACCACCGUUUUCCACGCCUAUUUCUCAACUGAAAGCACACAGCAAGAUCGCAUCUUAAAACGGGUCACUGUAGGUGACCCGGUAACUCCCUCGGAUCUCCCGAACUCAAAAUUUGAUUUUGGGUUGGCCGUAGGUGUUGGUGGAGAGAUUUUGCCUGAAACCCUUGAGCGGAUGAUUGAGAUGUGUAAGGUGGUGUUUGUUGAUAUCCAAGCUUUGAUUCGGGUAUUUGACCCGGUUGAUGGAACAGUGAAUCUUGUACAUUUGAAUCAAACCGGGUUUUGGCCUUUGUUGAAUAGAAUUGGGUAUUUGAAAGCAUCCGCGGAUGAGGCACCAUUUGUGGAUGUGGAGGAAGCAAGGAAAUGGUGUUGUGUGGUAGUGACAAAAGGGAAAGAUGGGUGUACAGUGUAUUCUAAAGAUGAAGAAUUGUCCAUUGCGCCUUUUCCAGCUUAUCAAGUUGAUCCAACAGGAGCUGGGGAUAGCUUUCUUGGAGGUUUAGUUGCAGGGCUUGUUGAUGGAUUGGCAGUACCAGAUGCUGCAUUGCUGGGAAACUUUUUCGGAUCACUGACUGUAGGGCAAAUUGGGCUUCCCAAGUUCGACUCGCGGAUGGUACAGAAAGUGAAGGAUGAGGUGCUAAAAAGAAGUUUGCAACAUUUUGGGUCCCAUGAGAAACAUGAAGACGAACCAAAGAGAUUGAAGCCAUUAGAUCAUGAAGAAUUCCUAGCAGCUCUCAGUGCUGCCAAAGUGGUACCAGCAUACCCUAUCAAAGAAUGUAAAUGGGACUUGCAUAAUACCCCCGGAGCAUUGGAACAGCCCGCCUGCAAUGGUCAUCGGAGAUUACCACUUAACCCUGUCUGUGAAGAACCGAUUAAAUCAGUUGAUAGUAAACCUUGAAUAACGAGUGUGGGGUUGUUCCAUGCUCUUGAAUAUUUGGUUAGAGUUGUAGUUCUGAAUAAAGAGAGUUC